This is a messenger RNA of Lodderomyces jiufengensis, 1500 nucleotides long. It is a transcript of the gene ARH2, whose product is annotated as NADPH-adrenodoxin reductase. The record is from RefSeq and is a predicted model, not a curated record. Lineage: Eukaryota; Fungi; Ascomycota; Pichiomycetes; Serinales; Debaryomycetaceae. The transcript has a single exon. Gene Ontology annotation, biological process: ubiquinone biosynthetic process. Bases 1 to 1500 code for a protein of 499 amino acids. Gene Ontology annotation, cellular component: mitochondrion.
AUGCCCAUUUUCAAAUCUAACUUCAAUAAGAGAUGCUUUUCAACAACUACCAGAGUAUUAUCGACCCCAUAUAAGAUAGCCAUAAUUGGCACUGGACCCGGUGGAUUUUAUACUGCUCAUCAUUUGCUAAAUAAAUCAAGUUCAGAUAAACAAAUUCAAUUAGAUUUUUUUGAAAAAUUACCAACCCCAUUUGGCUUGAGUAGAUAUGGAGUCGCUCCUGACCAUCCAGAAGUCAAAAAUUGUGAAAGUUUUAUGAAUGAUUUAAUGAAAGAUCAUGGUUAUAAGCUGAACAGUAAGAAUAGAGUGCGAUUUUUAGGAAAUAUUGAAAUUGGUAAAGAUUUAAGCUUGAAAGAUUUAGAAAAUCAUUACAACUCGAUCGUAUUGGCUUACGGUUGCACUUCAAGCGAUAACAAAUUGAACAUACCUGGAUCAAAUUUGCCUGGAAUAAUAUCUGCUAGAAAAUUUGUAAAUUGGUAUAAUGGGCACCCAGAUUGUUAUGAAGAAAAUAAUGAAUAUAAACCACCUCCAUUAGACAAAAUAAAAAACGUAUCAAUUAUAGGUAAUGGAAAUGUUGCAUUAGAUGUUGCUCGAAUACUAUUAGCAAAUCCUAAGACUCACUGGUAUCCUACUGAUAUAUCCGUUGAUGCUGAAAAGUUGUUAGAAAAAAGUGCAGUUAAAAACGUAAACAUUGUUGCUAGACGAGGAAUUCUUGAAUCAGCUUUUUCAAAUAAAGAAAUAAGGGAGUUAUUUGAAUUAAAAGAUGCAAAAUUUAAGCCUUUGCAACAAGGGUUACUAGAAAGUGUUUCAACUCAAAAAUUGGGAAGAGUUGAUAAAAGAAAAGUUGGACUAAUUGAAAAAUACAACAAACCAAUUCAAAAUUUAUCACCAGAAGAUCGUACAUGGUCACUUCAGUAUUUCAAAAGUCCAGUUGAAUUUAUCGCAAAUAAAGAUGGGUCAAUUGCAGAAACGAAAUGUGUCGUAAAUAAAUCUGUUAAUGAUCCACUUCUACCUGGAAGAAUAGAACCAACCGACAAAAUUGUGAGCAUUAAAAAUGAUUUAGUAAUUCUUUCAAUUGGAUAUCAGGGAACUCCAAUUAAAGGGUUUGAUGAAAUUGGUAUUUGGUUUGACAAUAAUAAGCUACACAAUCAAAAUGGAAGAGUUUUAUCAACCAAAACUGAAGGUGAGAAUGAUGUGAAUCAAACAUACAAAAAAGGUUGGUACACUUCGGGUUGGAUUAAAAACGGUCCAAAAGGUGUCAUAGCAGUUACAAUGAUGGAUUCAUUUGAUACAGCGAGUAAUAUACUAGAGGACUUAUCCAAUGGAAUACAUUUGGAAGUAGAUUUAAAUAAAGAUAUAUUAGAUAAAAUAAAAGAUAAGGAAAUAGUAUAUUGGGACAAUUGGGAAAAUCUCAAUAAGUUUGAAUUAGACAAAGGUAAAGAAUUAGGAAAAAGUAGAUACAAAGUUUGUGAAAAGGAUAAAAUGUUAAAAAUAUGUGAAUAG